Oreochromis aureus is the source of this 3117-nucleotide messenger RNA. It is a transcript of the gene ccnyl1, whose product is annotated as cyclin Y-like 1. Gene Ontology annotation, molecular function: cyclin-dependent protein serine/threonine kinase activator activity; protein kinase binding. Gene Ontology annotation, biological process: regulation of cyclin-dependent protein serine/threonine kinase activity; regulation of canonical Wnt signaling pathway. Lineage: Eukaryota; Metazoa; Chordata; Actinopteri; Cichliformes; Cichlidae. The transcript is spliced from 10 exons. Gene Ontology annotation, cellular component: plasma membrane. The record is from RefSeq and is a predicted model, not a curated record. Bases 836 to 1870 code for a protein of 344 amino acids.
GCUCCUUGUCCGUUUAGGAGCUCCGGCAACAGAUGGUGGCAGUGGCGUCUACCUACAGCACAAAUCUGACAGGGAGGAGACUCAAAUGGGGGUGUCCGGAAUUGUGAAUAGAGUUGGUUGUCUAACGAGGGACCGGAAGAAGACUUUGUCAGUGCAACUUCAUUGAUAAUUUCUUGGCUAGUCUUUUAGAAUUUUAUCUUUUUUUCUUUGUUUUCCAAAGAAGGCCGCAAAAGCCUCGAGCUGGAUUUGUCGACACACUGGGCUCAGUUGCAAGAGGACAUCACUGGGAUUGCUCGGAAAGUCUCGUAAAAUGUGUCUGCUGGAAUUUGACAUUUUGAAGUCGUAACACGGUCAUUUUGAAGAGACUUUUUUUUAUUUACGUGGUACCACAAAGCUGAAUUGAUGAGGAGUAGAGAAAAGUUAAUGAACCGAGCUAACUGGUUAGCUAACAUGCUAUAAUGCUAGUUGGCUACUUAGCACCGAAACUCUGGCAUGUUGAAUGAAUGAAUGGACCAGCUGCUUUAAACUAAGAGCGGCUUUUUGUUAGGGCAAGAACAUAUCGACUGUUACAUACGCCCAGUCUGACUUUCCACUAAAAGGUAAACCUUUUGGCUGUUUGGUCUUCGGCUGCAGCUCUACUUAGCCACAAAUGGACAGUAAUGCAGUUCCUGGGAGUUGGUGGAGAGCGGCGUUUUAGCACGCAAAGAUAAUGUGCUUGUACUGACUGCAGCCUGGUAAUGUUUAUGAGGCCAAGGGAAGCUAACCUCAGCUAGCUACAUAUAUUUGCACUUAUUGGAUUUGGCUGCUAUCGUGUGAAGCUUCCGCUCAGCUUGGAAUGGGGAAUACGGUGUCAUGCUGCGGGUCUCCGGAGUCGAGCCCCAAACUACCAUCGAGACUGCCGGCAGAGCGGCUGGAGGAGUUCCAGACCAGCACCGAAGUGAGCGACGACACUGUGCCCUACCUGCAGCACAUAAGCGACAGAGAGGUCCCUGAUGAGCUGGCCUUGGAGUCUAAUCCAUCGGACCACGCCCGAGCAAGCACCAUCUUCCUUAGCAAGUCCCAGACAGACGUACGAGACAAGAGGAAAAGCAACCACAUAAACCAUGUCAGUCAUGUGUCCCCUGGUCCACUCUCAAAGAAAUACAGCUCCUGUUCAACCAUCUUCAUAGACGACAGCACUGUCAGCCAGCCAAACCUCAAAAGCACAAUCAAAUGUGUCACUUUAGCAAUAUACUACCACAUCAAAAACAGGGACUCGGACAGGUCACUGGACAUCUUUGAUGAGAAGUUGCACCCCUUGUCGAGAGAGCCAGUGCCUGAUGACUACGCAUAUGUAGACCCAGAACACAAACUGAUCUACCGCUUCGUCAGGACGCUCUUCAGUGCUGCACAGCUCACUGCAGAAUGUGCCAUCGUCACUCUUGUGUACCUGGAGCGGCUGCUGACCUACGCUGAGCUGGAUAUCUGCCCCGCCAACUGGAAGCGCAUUGUCCUGGGAGCCAUCUUACUGGCUUCUAAAGUCUGGGAUGACCAAGCUGUGUGGAAUGUUGACUACUGCCAGAUCCUAAAAGACAUCACUGUGGAGGACAUGAAUGAGAUGGAGCGCCACUUCCUGGAACUUCUGCAAUUUAACAUCAAUGUGCCGGCCAGCGUCUACGCCAAGUACUACUUUGACCUGCGACAGUUGGCUGACGACAACAACCUCAGCUUCCCUCUGGAACCCCUCAACAACCAGCGUGCCCAGAAACUAGAGGCCAUUUCAAGACUAUGUGAAGACAAGUACAAGGACCUCAGUCGAGCCGCGAUGAGGCGAUCUCUCAGCGCAGACAACCUGAUAGGUAUACGACGCUCCAAUGCUGUGCUCUCAUAGACUGCUGCCCUCUGACCUCCAAAGUUCAGCUAACCCACAGCCAGCCCCAGAAAGCAUUACCCACAGAGUUAUCAGGCAAGGACAAAAACGCCACUGUAUGACCUGUCCACACGGUAAUUUACAUUACAGCUGUAGACGUGCGUGAUUGUUAAAUUAAAGGUGUUUACCUUAUCUGAAGCAUUAUCAUUUGACUGUUGUUUUUACAAGUCCUUUAUUUAUUUGUUAUAUGUCUAUCACUUCUGAGAGAUCACAUUGAACAUGAAUGAUCGAGUUCAUCUGUCUGAAAUACACUUUGGUUUCUAUUUUUUUUUUUUUUUUCUACAAAAAUGUUUGAAUUACUUCAUGCAGCCUUAAAGGAUGAAGAGAGUGGUGUGUUAUAUUUGUUGUUACUGUCACUGUAUUCCACGAAAAGACCAAAACCAGCAAAUGUUAGGUUGUUCAGAUGUGGCUCAUUGGUUGUUUAUGAAGAUUGAAAUCGUGCUUGAGUGCUAUAGCAUAGUGAGGUUAAUGUUGGUUGGUCAUUUCCUGGGAUUCCUUAACAGUAUAUAAACUUUCACCAAAUGUAUCCUUUUUUUCCUUUUCUUUUCUUUUUUUUUUUUUUUAAAUUGCCACAAAAAAAUGCAAAAUGACCUUUGUUGUAAAUUAGAUUUAAUACCACAAGUUACUGUGGAGACUGUAAUUCAGACAUGUUUACUGUCGAUAUGUUUCGAGUACAUUUUUCUGUCCAUCAGGAUUGAACAUCCACCAUGUCUCAUAUUACAAGACACUGAGCUGAUAUCACUGUGUGGGAGCUGGCUGACGUCUUCUCAGUCAGCUGUUUUGUCUGUUUUGUCACAGGAAAAUCAGGAGUGCCAUUUGCAAUUUGGUGUUAAGUUGUGUAUACCACGGGUGAUCAAACGGGGCUGUUUACUGACUCUGGAUCAGUAUUUGCAAAUUAAUGGCUCCAUAUGGAAGUUGGGUUGAUGCAGGUCAGCCUCAGUAUUAAGCUCCUUAGAUCCUACCAUCCCAACCUCAUUCCCACCCCCACCCCCCCAUCAGAUCACCAGUGUUGUUCUUGUCCAAGGACCCAUCCAGCCCAAGGUUUGGAACACACUACACAGAUACUGAGGGGGAAAACAAACUGAUGGAUGCUCCCCUCCUCUUUUGCUUACUAUGUAGGCUUCUAGCUGUGAAGUUUGUCUUGUUUUUAAUUGAGAAAAAAAAAACAUUUGCAGAUGGAGUAUUUUAAAUAAACACUAAUCAUGUAA